Anas platyrhynchos (mallard) is the source of this 4295-nucleotide messenger RNA. Its product is annotated as histone H2B 5. Lineage: Eukaryota; Metazoa; Chordata; Aves; Anseriformes; Anatidae. The record is from RefSeq and is a predicted model, not a curated record. Gene Ontology annotation, molecular function: protein heterodimerization activity; DNA binding; structural constituent of chromatin. Gene Ontology annotation, cellular component: nucleosome.
CGCUCAGCCCGGCCCAGGGGCGGCCGCAAGGGGCGGCGAGCCCGGCCCCGGCCCCGGCCCCGGCCCGCAGCACUGGCCCCGCCGCACAGCCGGCCCCACCGCCACCAGCACCGCCGCUACGAGGCCGGCCGGUGCUGGAGGCUCGUCCCCGGAGCUGGCUCGGCGGAGGAGAGCGGCCGGCCGGCAGGCAAGCUCUGAGGGCCAGAGGAGAGAGCUCUCAGGAUGCCAGAGCCAGCCAAGUCCACUUCUGCCCCCAAAAAGGGCUCCAAGAAAGCCGUGACGAAGACCCAGAAGAAGGGCGACAAGAAGCGGCACAAGAGCAGGAAGGAGAGCUACUCCAUCUACGUCUACAAGGUGCUGAAGCAGGUCCACCCCGACACCGGCAUCUCCUCCAAGGCCAUGGGCAUCAUGAACUCCUUCGUCAACGACAUCUUCGAGCGCAUCGCCGGCGAGGCGUCGCGCCUGGCGCACUACAACAAGCGCUCCACCAUCACCUCGCGGGAGAUCCAGACGGCCGUGCGCCUGCUGCUGCCGGGGGAGCUGGCCAAGCACGCCGUCUCUGAGGGCACCAAGGCUGUCACCAAGUACACGAGCUCCAAGUAGCCGGACACUGCCCCUCCGACGGGACCGUUGAGCACCGAACCCUCGGCGCAGGCGCAGGGAGGCAGCUACGACCCGGGUGAAUGUCACAGCUCUUCUCCGCGGCAAUGUACAGGCUUGGGACGGGCGCUGGGAGCUGUCGAGUGGAAGAGGAGACGGCGAGCUGGGUGUUGGCUCAUUUUCAUCGGGGCUUCGGGACGUGCUAUGGGUUCUGCACGCUGCACCUCAGGCGACGCUGGUGGAGGAGGCCUCUGCUUUCACAUCCCAUCUGAAGGACUGGCUGCACUAUAUCCAGAUUCUCCUCCGUGCUUGGAAACCAUGCAUGUGUGGCGCCAGCAGGGGAGGCUGCCCACUCCAGAGAUCCUGUCUCUGAAGUCUUCCUGGCUGCUUUCUUACCGUCAUCUGAAAUGGGCACCGGGGAGUCGGCGCUUGCAUCCCCUCUGGUAGCCCAGCCCCAGCCCGUUGUCCACAGCCCUCCUGUGCGGGCAGAGGUGGCACCGACAGCCACAGCCACAGUCCUCAGACCGAAAUCCAUGCGGAUCCAGCAGAGAUCUCUGCUCGGCAGCGGUGUGUGAGGCCUCUUUCAAGGUCACACCACACGCUGCUCCUCCUCCUCGCCCCUGACGGAGGAGGGAUGAGCAGGCUGGUGGCGCAGGCACGCGUGUCCUUGCCCACCGGGAUGCUGGAGCCACCAGCUGCCUCCCAGCUUGUGCCAAAGCAUACGGAUGGGCAAGGGGAGUGUGGGACCACCUCCUCCCGCUGCUGCUUUGCCUCCUCUAUGACCUACGUCAGUGUGCAAGACACCAAUGCUGCUGCUUUUUGGAGACUUUUUCUGCCUGUGCACUCCUGUUCGCUGUGAGGGUGGGCACGGCGGGGUGGUGUCCGAGGGGGGACGCUCGCUGCGGGCAGCUUGCCCUGCCCCUGCCUUCCCUGCUGCACUCAUCUGCUAGCAAGCAAAGCAAAAGCUGGGGCUGGGUGGAUAUGUAGGGACACUUAAAAUAUCACUGCAUCCCAGUGGUGUUUUAUGGGUUAAAUCCUUUUGAGCUAAUUCAGAUAUUCCCCUCCUCAAAGUCCACAGUAAGGUGAGCAAUAAGAAAACCCCAAUAAAAGCCAUAGAGAUUAGUGGAGGAAUGUCUCGGUUACAAGUUUAGCAUGCAGGGACUGCUGGAUAGCAGAGCAAAAGCAUGUGUAGAAGUGGUGUGAAGCUGAAGCUUCCUACUCAAAAUACAAAAUUAGCCAACAUUUUAAAAAAAUAUAUCAAAAUCUCCGGUGGGCUAUAGCACUUCAGAUCAAAAAUAUUCACGUCUUUAAAAUAACAACUGCUUUUUGCAACUUGUUCUGUAAAUAAAAAGGGCAGCAAAGACACAGCUUCCAGAACUAAGUGAAGGGUCUCUCCAAAAUCCAAGGCACCAUUUUUAAUCAUGUGAUAAAUUCCUACCCCCAGAUAACACCCUUGUCAUACACCUCUCCUUUUUUCCUACUUUGGUCUCCAUCUUACCCUUUGAGAGUGAUGGCGACCCUUGACAAAUUCACGUUGCUUUUGGAGAUGCAGAAUUCUGCUUUCAGCCACAUUUCAUACAGUAAUUGCAGCAGGAGUCACUAGUGAUAUCCUUCAGAAAGAGCAAAAGCCAGGUCUCAAGGUGGUGGCACCCACAAGAAGCAGCUCCCAGCAGCACCAUCUGGAUCUAGUAGCAGCAAUCUGCCAUCAGUCUGAACCAUUGGGCCAUCGUGCUUUGAAAGGGACAGCCUAGCACUUCACUUCCUUUUUAUUUAUUUAUUUAUUUAUUUUCUCAGUUAAAAAGUCAAAAUCAGAUACCAAAGAUGAAAAUGUUCCUGCACUGUCACACGUGCACUGCUGAGCCACUGUCAUUGUCCCACCAGAAACCAGAAAGCAGAGGAUGCAGAAGGGGAACACGUGAAGCAAAGCACUGCUCGGCGGCACUGAAGCUUUCUCCUCCGGUCCCUAGGAGCUGCAAGUCGCAAACCACCCCUCCCAGGGCUGCGCCUCAGUGCAGGAGCUGUUCAGUUCCAGCGAUGUGUGCACACCACGGCCCUGUCCCGCUCCUAGUCGCAGUGCUGCUCCCAUUCUCCUCCCUGUGCUGUGCCACAGUUGCCACUCCAUUUCUGGAGGCUGUUCCAGGGAGAGGAGAAGUGGCGAUUUAAGGCUGCAGAGAUACUUGAAGGCUUAAGGAGGGCGUUUGUGUUGAAGCCAGGUGACCGAGGCUGAUCAUCUCCAUCCAUUUAGAGGUUAGGCUGUCCUUUCACCCAUAAUUUGCUCUUCACUCUCCCUUUAUACCACUUUUUUUACUUGCCCCUGACAACAUGGAGAAGAGGAUUGAGGAACCGAUCGAGGUUAAAAUGAAUAAAUUAACUUUAUUUUUUACUUUUUUUUUUUUUUUUCCCUCUUGCAAGCUUCAUUUUAACCUUGUUCUGGUGUCUGGUCUGAUUUGUCCCAUGGACACUUGUGCCGGACAGGGGAGGGGCUGGUCCAGGAAAGGCAUCAGCUCGGACUGCCUCAAAAGCACUUGUGAAAUCAAUGACCUUAGUGUUAAAAGACACGUGAAAAAAGGAAAUCUGCAGCUCUUGCAGUCUGUGCAGGCUCACAGAUGACUUUGAUGGGAAUUAUUUUGACUGGGAUGGGCUUGGAUUGAGCCUUAAAAGUAGAGACAAUAGCAAAUGUUCUAAAAAUUCAAAGAUCAUAGUGUCAAUUUUCAAUUUAUUAAGCUGAGGUGUGACCUACUCCACAGAUCCCUGGCAAGGAGGGGUUCUGCAGGGAAGGGGGUUCAUACUUCAGGAUCGGUGCUUUUUCAAAAUACAUCUUUCCAGCUCUGGAACCGAUACAACAGUUGAACAACGAAGAUAAUACACCAAGCCGCCCUGACCCCACCUUAUUCCAACUGCAGCUCCAGAAGCAUUUCUGGGACAUUCCCAUGUCUUACCAAUAAAUAAAGUAAACAAAUCAGCUGCAGAUUGAAAGUUAGAAAAGGAAAUGGCAGAAGAAUAACACUGCAUUGAGACUAACCCUGUGUUAAUGGAGGUCAUUGCACUAAGCUACUUGUUUUCAUGUACAAUUUAGGAGAUAAAUUUUUCUGAUAGAUCUACUCGUGGUUUUCCAACCUGCUUCCCUAAAGCCCACCCGCCACUGCAGGUCUAAGCCCGCAGAAGAGCUGAGUGGCUGCGUGCUCGGUCUGGGGGUUUCCUCCCACUCAGGCCGGGUAGGUUUUGAGUCAAGCACGUGGAGAACACGAGUAGCAGCAGGCAGAGGACAAGUGCCCCUGACAAGUGCCAGGCAGCCCCGUGUCCCCGCGCCCCGCCACACCACGCCAAGCUUGGCAUGGCUUGUGCACAGCCCUGAGCCUUCGCCCCGUCAGCGCGCCCUCUGACAGUUUACAUCCAGAGCAAAUUGUUUACAGGGAAAGAAAGACUGUGAAAUGAACAAUAAAACUCACUUGCUACCAGGAUCCGGGGGAGUGCCCUCUGACUAGUGCCGGGGGGCAAUCUCUCCUGCUUGCUAGCUGUGCAUGGUAUCUUGUGGGCUUGCGUGCACAGAUCUUUUCCGAGAAUACGUGUUACAUGCUGUACGACCUAUGUUAUAUCACCAUUGUUUUAGGGCAUAUGUUACAGCUAAUUCUGUUUUCUGUUAAGUGUAUGAAUAAAACAUAAAUGCAGACCUGAUGGAAGUCAGGUGAGACGCA